This is a messenger RNA of Suillus subalutaceus, 591 nucleotides long. RefSeq names its product small GTPase superfamily. The coding region runs from base 1 to 591 and encodes 196 amino acids. Gene Ontology annotation, cellular component: plasma membrane. The transcript has 5 exons. Gene Ontology annotation, molecular function: GDP binding; GTP binding; GTPase activity. Lineage: Eukaryota; Fungi; Basidiomycota; Agaricomycetes; Boletales; Suillaceae. Gene Ontology annotation, biological process: signal transduction. The record is from RefSeq and is a predicted model, not a curated record.
AUGGAUAACUGGAGAAUUGUCAUGUUGGGAGAUGGUGGUGUUGGCAAAACUGCCUUAGCUAUUCAAUUUUCCCGCAACUGUUUCAUCCGUGAUUAUGACCCAACAAUAGAAGACUCUUAUAGAAAGCAGUUAAUUGUGGAUAACAAGAGGAGUUGCAUUGAAAUAAUUGACACUGCUGGACAGGAAGAGUAUGGAAAUUUGCGCAACCAAUGGGUUCGGGAGGGCCAGGGCUUUAUUCUGGUUUACUCAAUUACAUCAAGAUUCAGCUUUGAACGGCUUAAGGCCUUCCAACAAUCUCUGGUCAAAGUCAAGCAUCAAAAACCCAUCUUUAUCCUGGUAGCCAACAAAUGCGAUAUAACGCAUGAACGUGAAGUCUCACAUAAGGAAGGAAUUGCCCUUUCGCAAACAUUUGGGUGUAAAUUCCUGGAGACAUCAGCAAGGACGGCGUAUAAUGUUGAGCUCCUCUUCUCAAACAUAGUACAAGCCCUACGGCAAACAAAAUGGAUGGAGUCUAGGAUGGUAGGAAUGAUAGGAGACAAACCGCCAAAGGAAUGCAAGAAUGACAAGAAAGCUAGAUGCGUGGUGAUGUGA